AUGGCGAUCGCCAUCGCCGCCGCCUUGCUGUGCCUCUUGUCGCUGCUCGCCGUGCACGCUGCCGGCGGCGCGAUGGAGGCCUGCCUCGCGGCCGCCGGUGUGCGGAACGUGACGGCGCGCGGGGCGGCCGCGUACGACGCCGCGCUGCGCGUGCCGGCGCAGAACCUCAGGUUCGUCGACGCGGGCGACGGCGUGGCGAGGCCGGCGGCCGUGGUCGUGCCGGCGUCCAGGGAGGAGCUGCGCGACGCCGUGCGGUGCGCGCGUGUGGCGGGGCUGGCGGUGCGGCUCCGGAGCGGCGGGCAUAGCUACGAGGGGCUGUCGUACACCGGGGAGGUGGACGGGGGGUUCGUCGUCGUCGACCUCCUGGCGCUCGACCGCGUCCGCGUCGACGCCGCCUCGCGCACGGCGUGGGCGGAGUCCGGCGCCACGCUCGGGCAGGUGUACCACGCCGUCGCCGCGGCGAGCCCGCGCCUGGCGUUCUCGGCCGGGUCGUGCCCCACCGUCGGCUCCGGCGGCCACAUCGCCGGCGGCGGGUUCGGCCUGCUGUCGCGCAAGUACGGCCUCGCCGGCGAUAAUGUCAUCGACGCCGUGCUGAUCGCCGCCGACGGCAGGGUUCUCGACCGCGCCGGCAUGGGCGAGGACGUGUUCUGGGCGAUCCGCGGCGGCGGCGGCGGCACGUGGGGCGCCGUCUACUCGUGGCGCCUCCAGCUCAGCCCGGUGCCGGAGCGCGUCACGGCGUUCAUCGUCAACCGCCCCGGCACCGUCGAGUCUGUCGCCCAGCUCGUCGCCGCGUGGCAGCACGUGGCGCCAUGGCUUCCCGACGAGUUCUACCUCUCGGCGUUCGUCGGAGCCGGCUUGCCGGAGCUGAACCGGACCGGCAUCUCGGUCACGUUCAAAGGGCUGUACCUUGGGCCGAGACACGAAGCUGUCGAGAUACUGAUCGCGAGGUUGCCUGAAAUCGGGCUAUCGGAUCUAAACCCGAUAGAGAUGAGUUGGAUCGAAUCAGUCGUCUUCUUCUCGGGUUUGCCUCAAGGGAGCACCCUAUCUGAUCUUAUGGACAGGGUGCUCCACAAGAAGAACUACUUUAAGGCCAAAUCAGACUACGUGCGUCGUCCGAUACGGAUCGAUGAACUAAUCAGAGCUAUCAAUCUCUUAUCAGUGGAGCCUAAAGCGUAUGUUAUCUUGGAUCCGUAUGGCGGGGUGAUGGAUCGAAUCGGGUCCAUGGAUCUACCAUUUCCACAUAGAAAAGGUAAUCUUCAUGGUAUCCAAUACAUGAUUGAAUGGACGACACAUGAUGAUGACCACAGAGAGGAGUAUAUGAAUUGGUUGUGUCGAUUUUAUGAGUUCAUGGAAUCAUAUGUAGCGAAUAGCCCACGCACCGCGUACAUAAACUACAUGGAUCUCGACCUAGGCAUGAACAACUGGUCCAAUCUCCAGAUGUUUGGUAGCCACGAAAGCCCUAACCCAGAAGUCGAGGCAGCAAGGGCUUGGGGUGAGAGAUACUUCUUAGGAAACUAUGAUCGAUUGGUGCAUGCCAAGACAGCCAUUGAUCCGGAGAAUGUGUUCCGUAACGCACAGAGUAUCCCGCCGCUUGGGAGCCCGAGGAUGACUAGGACUCCACGUGGCAUCUCACCCAAGGUCACAUGCAAUGACACGCUUUAUGAUAGCUAGGAAGGAAACAUACACUCAUGCAUUGACAAAAUAUGCUCGUGUGGCAGUGUUUUUAAUUAAUUUUUGAUUUUGAUUUUUGGCAUGUUGCUUUCGUAUGGUGCCGCCCAAAAGGACGAGCCGUGUUUGUUUUGGGUACAAAUGGUGAUUUGGAUUGGUAGAGAUAGGAGAAAACGAGAGGCUGCAUUGUUAUUUGGUUUUUGCCUCCAUUGGUGAAAUGAUCACGGUCAUAUCAAAUGAUUAAGAAAUGGAACAAUGAUAAGC
This is a messenger RNA of Oryza brachyantha (malo sina), 1932 nucleotides long. RefSeq names its product reticuline oxidase-like. Gene Ontology annotation, molecular function: oxidoreductase activity; FAD binding. NCBI's taxonomy places the organism in Eukaryota, Viridiplantae, Streptophyta, Magnoliopsida, Poales, Poaceae. The transcript has a single exon. The record is from RefSeq and is a predicted model, not a curated record. Bases 1 to 1671 code for a protein of 556 amino acids.